GCUAUGCACAAAUCUGUUAUUCCAUUUGUUUUACUUUUUUUUUAACAGUUACGUUCUAGGAUGCAAAAUGGCAUAUUUAAUGAUCCAUCCAAGUUAGCUAAAGUACAUGUAGCUAACCUACUUUCUACUGCAUCUUAAGAACGACGAAAACUCACGCAAAUGCAAAUUGGAAAACAAUGAACCGAAUUUCACAUAUGGCACAAUUAUGGCGGGGCGCUCUCGACGCAGGUGGCUUUAUGGCGCCAACAACAAGGAAGCUCUAUCAGUGGUGAGUGAAAACCAGUCCAUAUUCGAGUCACCCUUCAGUGGUCCCCAGGCCAUGCACAUGAAGGGAGAGAUCACCUCACCUGCAGUGUUCAGACAGGGUUCUGAAGAGAGCGUAGAACCCACUGAGCCAGACUGGACCGGAUCGGCCACACAGAACCCUGCGAAGAGAGCAGAACACAUCAACGGAACCAGCCGUGAGUCCCCAGUGGACUGCAGUGUGACUAAAAAGACCCGACACAUGAGUAACAGUGAUGGGGGACCUUUGGCCUACCAGGCCUCUUACCCAGAACCACGGAGCAGCCCGCAGACUGCCACCCCACCCAGCAGCGCCACAGAGGAGAAGAGGGUCAUUGUACCAGCGGACCCAGAAGUAUGGACACAAGACCAUGUGCGGCAGUGGGUAGAGUGGGCAAUAAAGGAAUACGUUCUUUCCGAUGUGGACGCGUCCCUCUUCCAUACACUGGAUGGAAAAGCACUCUGCAAAAUGACCAAAGAGGACAUGAUGCGUCUCACUACCGCAUACAAUACAGACAUCCUGCUCUCCCAUCUAAACUACCUCCGGGAGAGUAGCCCCACUUUUUCCUAUCCUGCAACCCCUACCAAUACAGAACCACAGCCUAGACUACAGGUUAAAGCUGAAAACAGCUUUGAGGAGAUCGGCAGAAGGAACAGUUGGUCCUCAAGUGCCUUACCAGCUGUCCCAAAAGGUUCUCCUAUCGAACAUCAGCACAACACCAGAAUUACAGAGCCUCCACCAAGACUUCCACAAGACCCCUACCAAGCAUUAGGUCCCAUCAGCAGCCGUCUUGCAAAUCCAGAAACGAAACCAUUCCACACCAAGAUCCGACCGACCAAACACAAUUCUAACAACCUGCCCAUCACCAGCACUGACAGGACUGUGGGCUCUGGUCAGAUCCAGCUGUGGCAGUUCUUGUUGGAGCUGCUGUCUGACAGCAACAAUGCCGCCAUCAUCACCUGGGAGGGCACUAACGGAGAAUUCAAGAUGACCGACCCAGACGAGGUAGCCAAGCGCUGGGGGGAGCGAAAGAGCAAGCCUAACAUGAACUAUGACAAGCUCAGCCGGGCCCUCCGCUACUACUAUGACAAGAACAUCAUGACCAAGGUGCAUGGCAAACGCUAUGCAUACAAAUUCGAUUUCCAGGGCAUCUCCCAAGCCCACCAAAACCAUCCUCCAGAAGGGGGCGUGCUCAAAUACCAGGCCGAAGUGCCAUAUGUGCAAAGUUACCACAGCCACCAGCCAAAAAUGAACUUCAUGGGCACUCAUUCAACCCCUAUGCCCGUUUCGACUGGGAAUUUCUUUGGGCCUCCAACCACCUACUGGAACUCUGCAACAGGAGUGGUGUAUCCCAGCUCACCCAUCCCACGACAUCCCAGUACUCACUCUCAUUUGAACUCUUAUUACUAAAACAAUCUAAUUAUAAAGCCCUGGAUUUCAUACGAGAACAGAGUAUAACAAAACAGUAACUUUUCAGGAAUCCUCAUCCAAUGCAAAUCCUUUGUAGCAAUUCCAAACAGUUCUCCAUCUCACUGCAUUUUUUGUACAGUGUGUGUGUGUGUAUAUAUAUAUAUAUAUGCGCAUAUCAAACAAAGCUGUACGUCUUCUGGGCUAAAUUGUAAAUAGGUCUUGCAUGUUUCAUAUAAGACAUCGAAAAGACUGCUCUGACAUUCCCCAAAAGCAUGCAUACUCAUCUCUGUUUUAAAAUGUAAUAUUCCUUUGUAAGCAUGUACUUUGUACAGUCUUUUUUUUAAUCAAAUAACUUCACUCCCCUAAGUGUAACAUUAUAUUUCAAACCAAUAAAACAUGUAGCUCACUU
Sinocyclocheilus grahami is the source of this 2102-nucleotide messenger RNA. It is a transcript of the gene fli1rs, whose product is annotated as Fli-1 proto-oncogene, ETS transcription factor-related sequence. NCBI's taxonomy places the organism in Eukaryota, Metazoa, Chordata, Actinopteri, Cypriniformes, Cyprinidae. Gene Ontology annotation, molecular function: DNA-binding transcription factor activity, RNA polymerase II-specific; sequence-specific DNA binding. The record is from RefSeq and is a predicted model, not a curated record. The transcript is spliced from 10 exons. Gene Ontology annotation, biological process: cell differentiation; regulation of transcription by RNA polymerase II. Gene Ontology annotation, cellular component: nucleus. The coding region runs from base 206 to 1693 and encodes 495 amino acids.